Gossypium arboreum is the source of this 691-nucleotide messenger RNA. RefSeq names its product heat shock factor-binding protein-like. Gene Ontology annotation, molecular function: transcription corepressor activity. The transcript is spliced from 5 exons. Lineage: Eukaryota; Viridiplantae; Streptophyta; Magnoliopsida; Malvales; Malvaceae. The record is from RefSeq and is a predicted model, not a curated record. Gene Ontology annotation, biological process: cellular heat acclimation. Gene Ontology annotation, cellular component: nucleus; cytosol. Bases 230 to 490 code for a protein of 86 amino acids.
AAAAGAACUAGGGUGAUCAAAACAGAAACAACGCUACGGUGACCUCCAACAAAAUUUACCCCAAAUUUUCAGUAGAAGCCCAACCCAGAAGGGAAUUUUGCCUUCCAUCGCUCUCGCUGUCUUUUGUUGUUUUGUUUUUUCACUAUUCGCUGUCUUUUAACUUUUGUAAACUUAGCCAUUUCCCUUCAUCUUCUCCACUGCUAACCAGCGAAAAUUCUAAUACUCGAUAAUGGAUGGGAAUGAUUCUGUAGAUUCAAAACAGGACACUACGGAUAUGGCACUUUUCGUCCAGAAUCUACUUCAACAGAUGCAAUCAAGGUUCCAAACAAUGUCUGAUUCCAUCAUCACGAAGAUCGAUGAGAUGGGCAGCAGGAUAGAUGAGCUAGAACAAAGCAUCAAUGAUCUCAAAGCAGAGAUGGGUGCAGAGAACUCUCCUCCUCCAGUUCCUCCUGCGGUAAAAGAUGAUUCCAAGUCACCCAAUGAAUCCUAAUGCGAUAGCUUAAGGAAAUUCGGCAUCUAAAGCCAGUAAUUCAAGCCUCCUCUAAUUGCUAUUUUCAUAGACUACCCUUAUAUUUGUAACUCAUCCUUUUGUUGAAUGUUGAAAACCAUCAGCAACAUGCAUCUUAUUCUUUAAACAGAACUUUAAGGCCAUGAUUAGGCUUUUUAAUCUAUGCAUAUUUGAAUACUGUAA